Messenger RNA from Aedes albopictus (Asian tiger mosquito), 2343 nucleotides. RefSeq names its product sphingolipid delta(4)-desaturase DES1-like. Lineage: Eukaryota; Metazoa; Arthropoda; Insecta; Diptera; Culicidae. Bases 415 to 1380 code for a protein of 321 amino acids. Gene Ontology annotation, cellular component: membrane. The record is from RefSeq and is a predicted model, not a curated record. Gene Ontology annotation, biological process: ceramide biosynthetic process. Gene Ontology annotation, molecular function: sphingolipid delta-4 desaturase activity. The transcript has 2 exons.
CGUGUUAGUGCGCGCUACGUGACUUCAAGUUCAGCCAGUGUUUUUAUCAUCGCUUCUCAGUCACUUGCUUGCGCGUUUCGGACGGAUUGAAUUUCAAGACGUUGCUGCGUUCGUUUGCCAAUCAGUGGUGCAUUAGUAGUAGUCCAUCCACCGCCGCAGCGCAGCGGUCAGCUUGUAGCCGUCGUGUUGUGCCGUCCGGCAAAUUGUGUUAAUCAUUUUUAUUUUUUCGGGUUUCGGGUGAAAAGAAACCGCUGCAGUGUCGUUGCGCGCCUCUGGUAGGUGUUCGCGAAUAGGAUCGGUAGUCAGCGGCGAGGGGUGGUGCGCUUUUACUUCUCCGUUCCCAAAAGUGUACAUUUAGUGAAAUCCGGAUUUCGAUUUAGUUUUGUUCUCAGGGGAAUCAAGGGGACUUACGAAAUGGGACAGCACGUGUCGAGGACGGACUUCGAGUGGAGUUACACCGAGGAACCGCACGCCAGCCGGAGGAAGAUUAUUCUGGAGAAGUACCCUCAGAUCAAGAAGCUGUUCGGGCAUGAUCCGAGGUUCAAGUGGGUGGCCGGUUCCAUGGUCCUGAUGCAGUUUGCGAUGCUGUUCGUGAUGAAGGACCAGUCGUGGAAGAUGAUUUUCCUGGUGGCGUACUUUUUCGGCGGUGUUAUCAAUCACUCGCUGGAACUGGCGUGUCACGAGAUCGCGCACAAUCUGGCCUUCGGGCAUGCGAGGCCAAUGGCGAACCGGUUGUUUGGUUUCUUCUGCAAUCUCCCAAUCGGACUGCCGAUGUCGGUGAGCUUCAAGAAGUAUCACCUGGAGCACCAUCGGUACCAAGGAGACGAAGUGAUUGACACCGAUUUACCGACCCUGCUGGAAGCAAAGCUGUUCUGCAACACCCUCGGAAAGUUCAUUUGGGUUUGCCUGCAGCCACUGUUCUAUAUUUUCCGACCGCUGAUUGUCAAUCCGAAGCCCCCGCAGAAGCUGGAAAUCGUCAACGCCAUCAUCCAGCUCAUCUUCAACACCAUCGUAGUUUACUUCUUCGGCUGGAAAGUGAUGAUCUACCUCGUCGUUGGAUCCCUCCUAGCCAUGGGCCUCCAUCCGGUCGCAGGACACUUCAUCUCCGAGCACUAUAUGUUCGCCAAGGGAUUUGAAACGUACUCCUACUACGGUCCCCUGAAUUGGAUUACCUUCAACGUUGGGUACCACAAUGAACAUCACGACUUCCCGGCCGUCCCCGGUCGGUAUCUCCCCGAGGUGAAACGGAUCGCUCCGGAGUUCUACGAUACCAUCCCGCAGCACACCAGCUGGACCAGAGUCUUAUACGACUUCAUUACGGAUCCGGCCAUCGGACCGUACGCCCGGAUCAAGAGGAAAGCGAAGGGACUGGAUUCCUAAAAUGCCCGCUACUUCACCGGGGGCCUUGAGGCGCGUCGGGACUGACCCACGCCGCCUGUACCAUCUCGUCCCAUUGGCACCGUGUCAAAAUGUAGGCUUUGUAUAAAAAGGUAAGGUUUCUCACGCUUUUGACCUCCCCGCGCGUUCCGUUACGAUUUCAAUGCAUAAGAAUUGAUGAUACACAUCUCCUAUUUAUAUGUGAGUAAGCAGAUAACAAGUAAGCAAAUCUCUGGUAGCUGAGUACCAGUUUCUAUUGUUAAGGAAGAGACAGAUUAAUAGUUAUUUGCACGUUAAUUUUGAAUCGAUCGAUUGUUGAAUUUUCACAAAGCGUUGUGCAGCUUAUGUUAGGUUGCCGUUUGAUCACUUUUAUAUGACUAGUAUUCAUCCCGCACGCGAACCUUGAUCGAGACAUUUGCAACUACGCAAGAUAUUACUUUGUGGCCGUUUGAAUGUUUUUAUAAGCGAUUGAUACUUUUUUGUUUUCUAACACCCGUUCUGAGUCAUGUAAGUGUUACCCCUGGAAGAUGGAAAUGAAGUGGGUGCAGGGUUUCUGUUGGCAAAGCCAUAUUAAGUUCCAGUUAGAGCUGUGGAGGACUUUCAAGGCAGGGAUUUAGAUAGAAGGAUGUGUGUAAUGCCGGCUGAGCACACGAAAGCAGUAACUUCUAGAUAGUAUUAGGAACAAGAUAUAACGAAUUGUAGACCACUUUUCUACAGAACGUCCUACUAGGUGUCGCUAUUGAUGUUGAAUUCGAUGUUAACCAACUGAAACUAACUAUUCACGAAGCCAAGUGUACUGAGUAAGAGGAAAACUGACCGACGAUCUGUGUGGAAUUUAUCGCGAAGGCGACAGGAGAAAACCAAACAAAAACCGUUGCUUAAUAGAUUACUAUAUUUGAAAAUAUGUGAGCUAAUUAGAAUACACGAAAGAUGAAUAAUAUUUGGACCGCGUCCACUAACCAAAUA